Messenger RNA from Malassezia globosa CBS 7966, 2229 nucleotides. RefSeq names its product putative acid sphingomyelinase. The transcript has a single exon. Gene Ontology annotation, molecular function: phosphoric diester hydrolase activity. Bases 1 to 2229 code for a protein of 742 amino acids. Lineage: Eukaryota; Fungi; Basidiomycota; Malasseziomycetes; Malasseziales; Malasseziaceae. The record is from RefSeq and is a predicted model, not a curated record.
AUGGUGCUGACCGUAUACUUCGUAUACAUAACUUUAUUUAUAUGUGCCCUAGAUGCACAUGCUGCGCAUUCGUCACAGCCAAAGCAGAGUUGGUCUCUCCAUGGCCAAGGAUCACCCGUUUACACAGCGUCUAAGUUAUUCCCCACGGACAAAUUUUAUAGCAUGUACUUUUCACCGAAAGCUCAAGAAGCUGAACCGCGUCCCGUUGUAACAAAGAUUGGAGGGAAGACAUUUGCUGAUUCUCUCAAUGAUCCCGCUCGCAUGCCCUCUGAGCCUCCAUCUAACUCGGGCGUAAUCCCUGCUCCUUCAUCUACAUCCUUACCAUUCAAUUUGAAAGAUCAGACUCAUCAAAAAGUUUCCAAAGUAAUUCGUAACAGCUCUAUGUCCAAAUGUGAUCGGUGCAAGAAUGCGCUAAAGCUUGGACAAUCGCUCGCUCAUGUUCAGCCUGAAAGUGUCCCUAACAUUCUUAUCGAGUUGUGUAAAGAAUUUCAAUAUAAACAAUUUGGCAGAAAUCCAGACGUCAACAAGACGUGCGAGUUAUCUUACACUCAAGGCGGCCAAGGCGGGGUCUUCACACAAGUGCUCUCCUACGCUGACUUGAGUGAUUCGAGCUCUGAUCCGGAUUUGAUCUGUGCGCAACUGUUUUAUAAUUUUUGCCCGAUGCCGGAGCCCAAGACUUUGUCUGAUUCAUUUUUAAAUGAUUGGUUCCACGGUCAGCGAGAGGAGUCAAUUAAAAUAAAACAACGAUCUAAGAAAGUUGGAAAACCCGCAUCAUCAGAUCUUCGAGUCUUGUGGACGUCCGAUAUUCAUGUUGAUGGACGAUAUGCCGUGGGCUCUGAGGCCAAGUGUACCUAUCGCUAUUGCUGUCAUUCCAACUCGUUUAAUGUCGAAUCUUUCAACUCGUCUGGCUAUAUAACCGGUAACACUUCUGUCCCGUCAAAAAACAUUACAUUAGCCGCACCAUAUUGGGGCUACGAGGGGUGUGAUGCACCUUGGUCACUUGUGGCAUCGGCUUUCCAGGCCAUGGAGGAUCUUGGUGGUAAGGAUGGUUAUGAUAUUGCUCUUUACACCGGCGACCUUGUCGCACAUGGUCAAACAUGGGAGGAGUCGCAAGAACUAGUGCAAUAUUCGGAAUCGGCAUUGUUCGACAUGAUGCAUCGCUAUCUUAGAAACACGACAGUGAUUUCUGCUAUUGGAAAUCAUGAUACAAGUCCUACAGAGUACGCUGCUCCAAAUAACUUGCCGGAUGGCCGAGGAAAUCAAUUUAGCUGGGACUGGGACUAUGUAUCUAAGUUAUGGAAUAGCGAGGGCUGGGUCAAUGACACCGAGCAGACUCAAAUUCGAACACACUACGGCGGCUAUUCAAUUUCUCCUCGACAGGGCUUGCGCGUAAUUUCUUUCAACACUGAUUUUUGGUAUCGUGGUAAUGGCUUCGCCUUCUUGCAUACCUCCAAUCCCGACUUUAGCGGUGUCUUGCGCUGGGUCACGGAUGAACUGCAAGCGGCUGAGGAUGCCUACGAACGGGUGUGGAUUAUUGGUCAUGUUCUUCCAGGCUGGGAUGGGUAUAGCUCAAUGGAUCUCCCAACAAAUUUGUUUUAUCAAAUUGUGACGCGCUAUCAAAGCACAAUUGCUCACAUGUUUUUUGCACACUCGCAUGAGGAUACUUUCAGUGUAUUUUAUCACAACACCAACGGUAAUUCGAGCAGUGCAUCACUGCGCACACAAGAUGCUGUCGGCAUAGCGUUACAUUCUCCCUCAGUGACACCAUUGACCAACAUGAACCCGGGAAUUCGCAUUCUUCAAGUUAAUCCAGAGACGUACGAAAUUAUGAAUUACGACCAGUUCUACACACCCUUACAAAAUGUGCAAAAUCAGACAGAAACUGCCAAGGGCCUUGUUUGGUAUCAUUUAUACAGCGCGCGUGAGGCUUACGGUAAUUUUAGCGCAGCAAAGGCAGCUGGUAGCUAUCACGCUCCUGUUCAGCUCAAUGAUGAUGGAACGUGGCCCGCUUUUGUGCCUCUUAAUGCAUCUUUUUGGGCUUCAAUCUCCGAUGAAGUUCUUGCUCGACCAGAAUUGGCAACACAGUUCCAAAUAUUCCAAGGUCGCAACAGUCCAUUAAGUCCACCUUGCAGCAAUAAGGCCUGUGCCAAGGCCAAAGCUUGCUUCAUGCGAGCCGGCUCGUUCGCAUUGGGCAGGGCCUGCGGAAGCUCCUACUCAACAGUUCAAUAG